Clunio marinus is the source of this 815-nucleotide messenger RNA. The record is from the annotation of a GenBank genome assembly. NCBI's taxonomy places the organism in Eukaryota, Metazoa, Arthropoda, Insecta, Diptera, Chironomidae.
AUGAUCCCUAGUGCAAGAACAACUCAAGACAUCAAUGAUACAUCAGAAGAUGAAAACCUUUUUGAAGAAUACAUCGACGAUAAUUUUUUUAACGAAUCAGAACAAACAUUUGCCAACAUCAUUGAAAAUCGAAAUUUUUUAACUGAUAUGGAAAAUCUUGAAGCCUUAAAUGCAUUUCCACACAGCAUGUAUGAUACUGGAGUGGGCGGAGACUUCGACAUUACACCAGAACGAACAUCAUCCACCAGUCUUGAGUUUCAAGAUUUUUCAGCUGAUAUUUGUUUGAUCGAUGAAGAUAAUCGAAUCGAAAAUCUUGGAGAGUUUUUGGAUGAACUUCGAAGAAAUUUGGGAAAUUUGGACGAGUCUGGUAUUGAAAGCUUGGAUGAAAGCGUCCUCAAUCUAUCAGAAAACGAAAAUAGUCUUCAUCAAGGACAUCCUGAUAAUAAUUAUUCAGAAAUACCAGAAAGAAGACCUACAAAUGCCUCAACAAUUCCCAAUAUUUUGGCUGAUGUUUCGCUUGAAAAUCUUAAUGACUCCUUGAAUGAUUUUUUAGAAAGCUUGGAUAACUCUUCAGUGAUGUCAAGCACAAGGAUGAAUCAAAAUUUAAAUGACGUAUUAAAUGAUCAAGUUCCAUUCGAAGAAAGAACCGGUAAUGAUUCUGUCGAACCAGAAAUAAGAGCUGACCUUAGCGCUGAGCUAAAAAGCUUUUUAGACGAUGUGGAAAAACUAUUCGGAAAGCCAACGUGGUUUCAUAGAAUUUAAUAAAAUCCCCGAAACAAUAAAAAAAUGCAGCUUACUAAAUUUGAAACUCUAGA